AGGGACAAGCAAGGCACCGCAAAACGGGGACGAAAGCGGGGGCGGGGCGGACAGCUCGUUGGGGACGGCCAAAUCGCGGCACGCUCGAAUUGGGAAGGGAAUCGGGAGAAAAAGGAGCCGUCAAAUUAGGAUCGAAUGGUCAACUUUUUUUUUACCAACUUGACUAGACACCUCACCUUGGCUUUGCCUCGCGUCGCCUCCACUCCACCCUCCGCCUCCUGCUCCUUCCUCCAGGUCCGGGCGGCGGCGGGGGAGGAGAGAAUGGCCUCCGCGGCGGCGGCGCCGGUGUUUGAGAGGGUGGCCGGGAUCCGAGCCAUCGCCGAGUCCGGGCGCUUUAAGGCAUGGUUCCUGGACCAGUUUGGCGUUCUUCACGACGGGAAGAAGCCGUACCCGGGCGCCAUUCUGGCAUUGGAGAAGCUUGCGGGGAAUGGGGCAAAGAUGGUGAUAAUCAGCAAUUCCUCUAGGCGGUCGUCUGUGACAAUGGAGAAGCUCAAGAGCCUGGGGUUCGACACGUCCUGUUUCCUCGCGACCAUCACCAGUGGGGAGCUCACACAUCAACACCUUCAGAAGAGAAACGACCCAUGGUUUGCAGCCCUUGGAAGGAAGUGUAUCCAUAUCACUUGGGGUGACAGAGGAGCAAUCUCUCUGGAGGGACUUGGUUUGCAAGUUGUGAACAAUGUUGAUGAUGCAGAGUUUAUAUUAGCCCACGGUACUGAAGCCCUUGGAUCACCUUCUGGUGAUCCUCUUCCCAAAAGUCUUGAGGAGCUUGAGCAGGUUCUAAUGCUUGGCCUAGAAAAGCAACUUCCAAUGGUGGUGGCUAAUCCAGAUUAUGUCACUGUCGAAGCUCGAGAUCUCCGUGUCAUGCCUGGCACUCUGGCAGCUAAAUAUGAGAGCCUUGGUGGUGAAGUGAAAUGGAUGGGGAAGCCUGAUAAGAUGAUCUAUACAUCAGCGAUGUCCCUACCAGGUGUUGAUGCUCAUGAAUGUAUCAUGGUGGGUGAUUCACUGCACCACGACAUCAAAGGAGCAAAUGUGUCAGGAAUCGCGUCUGCGUUCAUUACUGGAGGGAUUCAUGCAGAUGAACUUGGACUUGGUGAGUUUGGAGAAACUGCUGGGAAGGAUGCCAUCAAUUCACUGUGCAGCAAGCAUGGAUCAUAUCCUUCUUAUGUUUUGCCUUCAUUCACAUGGUAGAAACACGAUCUGUACAUUUGGUUUUAGGUGCACUGGCAAGUGAUUUAGGCAGAUGUUUUUAUGGAAAUGCCACACAAGGAUCAAGCCAUUGGCGGUAUCAUUGUACUUAAUGAUUACUGUGGUUGUUCAAUAGUCGCUGUUAAUUUGAUAGAUAGAAGCUGGAUGUACUAUGCUAUGGCGUUAAGAGUUUGAGUAAUAAGGUAUACAGGAAACAAUAAUCCAAAUGAGGCAUUGCUUAUUUCA
This is a messenger RNA of Sorghum bicolor (sorghum), 1431 nucleotides long. Its product is annotated as glycerol-3-phosphate phosphatase. Lineage: Eukaryota; Viridiplantae; Streptophyta; Magnoliopsida; Poales; Poaceae. Bases 136 to 1188 code for a protein of 350 amino acids. The transcript is spliced from 7 exons. Gene Ontology annotation, cellular component: chloroplast. Gene Ontology annotation, molecular function: phosphatase activity. The record is from RefSeq and is a predicted model, not a curated record.